UCUCUCUCUCUCUCUCUCUCUCUCUCUCUCUCUCUCUCUCUCUCUCUCCCUCCACAGGAGAGAUUCUCCUCCUCCGCGAUGUCGGGAUUAGGAGCAGUGAAUAGCGGCGCUUUAACAUUCACAUGCACUCUCAUACACACACACUGAGUGCUGAGGAUGGAAACUGUGUGUGAGUAAAUCAGAGAGCAGCACACACACGCACACACACACAAACACGCGCGCACACACACACUUACACAUUUAAACCGCGGCGAGCUCUGCAAAACAGUCUGGAUGCUAAAGGCGAGGCCUCGGCUGAAGAGGCUAACACACUGCUUGUAGCAUAAUUAGCCUAGCUUACAUACUCCUGGAGUCGUUGUUGGAUUUCAGCAUAUCACUUCUUGCCGCCUCUCACUGUGGAGUCAUUCCAGGAUUCUAUCCCACUUUCUCUGUGACUGCUGACUGCUUAUCUCUCCACUGCCCCUUCCCUGCGCCACUGGCCCUUCACUUGGGCCAGAACCAUGUGAAGCUUUUCUUAUGCAGCUCCUGAGUGGACUGUAAGACUAUUUAACACCAAAUAUCCUACACUAAAGGCCACAGCCCUUAACUUUAACCCCUCACCUUCGAGAGGACUCCGAUAGGGUUCGCCAUGAUGUUCCGGGACCAGGUGGGGAUUUUGACGGACUGGUUUAAGGGCUGGAACGAAUGCGAGCAGACAGUGGCGCUGUUGUCAUUGCUCAAAAGGGUUUCAAGGACCCAAGCACGAUUCCUCCACAUCUGUUUGGAGCACUGGCUGGCCGACUGCACUGAGAUACACUUACUGGAGGCCGAGGCCAACAAUGCAGCCAUAGUGAGCCAGUGGCAGCAGGAGCCCAAAGAGAAGGUUGUGUCACUGCUGCUUUCGCAUCUACCCCUGCUGCAGCCACGGAACAGCGAGGCCAAGUGUGAAUACAUGAAGCUGCUACAGCAGGUGCUGAGCCACACCAUUGAGAGCAGCAUUUUUGUGGAGGAGAGCCGCCAACUGCUCUCCUAUGCCCUCAUCCACCCAGCCACCACGCUUGAUGAUCGCACCAACCUCGCACUGUGGCUUAACCACCUUGAGGAACACCUGUCCGCUCGACCGCCUCCUGGACCGUACCACCAUCAUCACGGCCGACAGGGCUCAGACGAAUGGACGGGUCCGACCGACUCCCUGGAGGUGGCACAUGCCUGGCAUGAUAAAUCACCGUCAACAUGUAGCUCGCCUGCCGGCCAGAACGGGCACAUGGCUUUUCCUGGUGUUGGUGGAGUGCCCUCCCCAAUGAACAGCAAUAGCACAGGUCUUUCUGGUCAGGUACAGCAGAGCUCAGUGACACGGUCGAUGUCUCUUGUUCCUGCCAACCAACCGGGUUGUAGCUCUGAUUGGCUGGGCCAGGACGAAAUGGGUGGGCGCCAGGGAGCCACAGGGGCGGAGCACGCACCACUGUCUCCACAGGGCAGCGUAGCUUCCUCAGGCAGUGAGCAAACAGAGGAUCAAACCAAUACACGGAACACGUUCCAGGAGGACGGCAGUGGCAUGAAGGACGUGCCAACGUGGUUAAAGAGUCUCCGUCUGCACAAGUAUGCAUCCCUUUUCUCCCAGAUGAGUUAUGAGGAGAUGAUGGUUCUAACCGAACAGCACCUUGAGUCACAGAACGUGACCAAAGGAGCUCGGCACAAGAUAGCACUGAGCAUUCAGAAGCUGAGGGAGCGACAGUGUGUCCUCAAGUCUCUCGAAAAGGAUAUCCUUGAAGGUGGGAACGUCCGGAAUGCCCUGCAGGAACUUCAGCAGAUCAUCAUCACACCCAUCAAAGCCUACAACUCGCUCACUGCUACCCAGAGAGAGGUGGAGCCUGGAGCCACACCUACUGAAAAAACCGCCAAUCCUGUGGAAGAGAAGGACGCAGCUGUAGAGGGUUUUCAGAGCCACAAUCCUCCACCCUGCGACGGGGAGCCUUCGUCCACGCCCAUUUCAGAAGGAGACAUUCCUGGGCAGUUUACGCGUGUGAUGGGGAAAGUGUGUACGCAACUGUUGGUAUCACGGCCAGAUGAGGAGAACAUUAGCUGCUACCUGCAGCUCAUCGAGAAGUGUUCAACCCAUGAGGCGUUCACGGAAACGCAGAAGAAGCGCUUGGCAUCUUGGAAGCAGCAGGUGCUGAAGCUGCUCCGCCUUUUCCCACGGAAAGCCAUGCUGGACAUGCCCGUGUACCGACAGAAAGGGUGGGCGUAUGGUUCAAACUCUUUGCCCACAGCAGGCUCUGUGGGUGGAGGUGUGUCUCGUCGAGGUCAGAGACAGUUCCCCCUGCCCCCUCGUGGAGCGCCGCUUCCCAGUCGCAUGGGGAUCAUCACACACUCUCCACGUCACACGCUUGCUAACCAGCCAGCUGUCAGCACACAGGGCAGACAGAAUCUGUGGUUUGGGAAUCCUGGGGGGAGUAACAGUAUGCCGAGUCAGAGCCGGAGCUCCGUGCAGAGAACACACUCUCUCCCUGUACACACAUCUCCACAAACCAUGCUCCUGUUUCAGCAACCAGAAUGCCCCGUUCCAGGGACUGACCUGGAGAUCAAUCCCACGCUGGAGUCACUGUGCCUCAGUAUGACUGAACACGCCUUAGGAGAUGGCAUGGACAGAACAUCAACAAUAUAAAAAUAAAAGCAACGUUUAAAAAAAAAAAAGAGGAAAUUUUGCAAUCUCACCCUUCUCUUCACGCAUGUGCGGCCUGGAACGCGCAAUCUACGCUUAAAAAAAAAAAGAAAAAAAGAUAAAAAUUCACUACAAAAGAAACGGUGAGAAAAUGAACUGUGUACAUGUGCGCUUGAUAUUUUUCUACUUUAUUAUUCUAAGUUUAUUAUAAAAGGAAUUCAGAUGACUAUUAUAUGAGAGGCGGUGACCCGUGUGCCGGACCGCUCGGCAUCCCGGAGGAAGGGACGAGAAGAGAAACGUCGCUGUCCAAGUCUCAGAUGGCCUCCUCAAGUCCGAACGAACUGUGUGCUUAUAUCGAGUGAAAGCUGGACGGGCCGGUGAAGUGAGCUCGGCUUUGCGGGGUUCAGCGGAGAGCGAAUGUUUUGGUGCUGAUAUUAAGGGCUCUUGGUCUGUUCUGUCAUUCAUUUAGCAGUUGUAAUCAAACACACACACAUACACACACACAGUUCGUUAACCGUCCUGUGUCUUAUAGCUGCAUUUGCAAGGACUUUUUAGUAUCUCUCAGAAAAACUGCAGUAUUCUUUGAAAUGAAAACCGGUGUGAAUGAACAACAGCAACAACAAAAAGACCAUAUGUUGACACGUGCACACGUCAGCCAUCAGGAGGUUGUCUUAGUGAGUCUUCUUUUGUGACGAAGACAAAGUCCUAACGGUCCUUGUGAACGCGGCCUUAGACGUCACGGUAAACGGGGAUCAACAUUCCCAUCUUUUUAACUAAUCACUGCUGUGUGAUGUCAUCGUCGUGCGCCUCUGGCUCCCCCUGAUGAAGCAGGUUGACUUUCAGGCUCUAUAUUUGAACCUUGAUCUCUAGUGUUUUUGCUGCAGCCCGACUUUAAAACCCACAAAUUUAUUUUUUCCUUCCAAAAUUAACGCAAAAAUUAUUGAUUGGUUGCAAAUACUGAGCUGUAACUAUGAAUGCAAAGUACUUACAAACUACUAAACCUGACCACGUGGUGGAUUUCUUGUAAAUAUAUUCAAUGUUUCAAUAUUUAUCUAUCAAUGUUUAGCUUUAUUAAUGACAUGAGACGAGAACAACACAGCAGCCCGCUUACUGCUUGGUCAUUUUUUUGUGUGAGGAGACAGUGGCGCACAUUGAUGACAUCAGAGACUGGUUUAAAGAUCUGUUUGUUGAAAUCGUGUUCUCACACACACACACACACGCUGGCACACUCUUCGUACUGACACGCUGCAUGACAAGCUUCUGGGCACUUUGUGAAUUCUGUUGGCAGGAUUUUUUUUUUUUAAUUAUUAAGAGCGACACAAACUUUGUGCAUCAUUAAUAGUUUGCUGUUGGCUUUUUUUUUGUAUUAGUAAUUACUGUUGUUGUGUGAAGACUAACUUACGGGGACGGAGAACUAUUUCAGCGACGUGGUUUCGGUUCCGGAGCACGACGAGUCACAAACUUUUGACAUUCCGUAUUUAACCGUCUGAAAGUUCCAGGAAGUGAGUCAUUCAGUACAAAA
Messenger RNA from Tachysurus vachellii, 4163 nucleotides. Its product is annotated as protein Smaug homolog 2. Gene Ontology annotation, molecular function: protein binding; mRNA binding; translation repressor activity. Lineage: Eukaryota; Metazoa; Chordata; Actinopteri; Siluriformes; Bagridae. The transcript is spliced from 13 exons. Gene Ontology annotation, cellular component: P-body. The record is from RefSeq and is a predicted model, not a curated record. Gene Ontology annotation, biological process: regulation of mRNA stability; negative regulation of translation; nuclear-transcribed mRNA poly(A) tail shortening. The coding region runs from base 629 to 2644 and encodes 671 amino acids.